Molecule: messenger RNA, 8681 nt
Organism: Limulus polyphemus (Atlantic horseshoe crab)
Lineage: Eukaryota; Metazoa; Arthropoda; Merostomata; Xiphosura; Limulidae
Product: microtubule-associated serine/threonine-protein kinase 3-like
Exons: 24
Coding region: 254-4873 (1539 amino acids)
Biological process (GO): peptidyl-serine phosphorylation; intracellular signal transduction
Molecular function (GO): ATP binding; protein binding; magnesium ion binding
Source: RefSeq, a predicted model, not a curated record
CCAGCAGCUGCGUAGAUCGUCGGUCCUUUUCUACCUCCUCUGGGCUGUGAGUGAACAUUGUAGUAGGCUUAUGUGUAUCACGCGUCCUUUCGAGGAAAGUGAAGGUUUUUAUUGUGUCGAGUUCAUUAUGCUUUUCUUAAAGAAGUUUAGGCAGUCUGCAUAGUUUUUAAAAUUAGAAAGCUGGUUAAACUCUAAUCCUCUGUCAUGACUGUAGUCACUACCUCAAGGUUUUAAUGCAGUCCCAAGGUUGAAUAUGGAAAAUGGGUAUGAUCAUGAAACUCAGAAGGAUGCUUUGGUACCUUCUGGCAUUCGACGAAGUGCAAGUGAGAGUGUGCUAAGGAAACAUGGUUUAACACUUGACUUGGCUCUAAAUCUGUCUUUUGUAACACAGUUAAAGAAGGAACUCAGCAUCUCUCGUCGUGGAAGUCGUGUAACAUCAAGAAAAAGUUUUAUCUGCAAUACUUCACCCACUUUACCAAGGGGACAUUCACCUGUUUGCCAAUACAGUCCUGCUGAAAGUCCACGGAAUAUGUCUCCCAGUCAGCAUCUUCCACUUGCUGCAGCUAAAAGAUGUGAUGGACGACGAUGGUCAGUGGCUUCUCUACCUUCUUCAGGAUACGGAACUAAUACACCAGGAAGUUCAAAUGUUUCUUCUCAAUGCUCUUCUCAAGAAAGACUUCAUCCUCUGCCAACCCAUUGUGUUCUGGAGGAACAGUGUCAGCCUACCAGAUUCAGCAGUAGUGAGAGUAACCCUCCUUUGGAAGAAGAAGGCUGCAAGUCCCCAUUAAUGCGUCCAAGAUCUCGAAGUUUGAGCAGUCCUAUGAGGUCACCUGGUAUGGAUAAUGAUAUUAUUCUAAUGAACAGUGUGUACAAAGAGAGAUUUCCAAAGGCUACUCAACAGAUGGAAGAAAAACUACAGAACUUCAUCAGUAGUGCGAAGCAGAUUAAUUCAGUGAUCAAUUCUGAUGCUGUAGCUCACUUUGCUCACCAUCAAGUUAUAGAAAUGGCUCGGGAUUGUUUACAAAAGUCACAGGAGAAGCUUGUGACUUCACGUUAUUUCUGUGAAAUGUCUGAAAGUUUGGAGAAGUUGUUAACUGAGUGUCAAGAAAAGUCUCCUUUGGCAGCUCAACAUUUACAAAGAUUAAUAAAAAAAUUGUUGGUAAUUAUUUCUCGUCCAGCACGGCUCUUGGAAUGCUUGGAAUUUGAUCCAGAGGAUUUCUACCGACUACUAGAAGCAGCUGAAGGACAAGCCAAAGUACUUCAAGGAGUUAACCCAGAUAUUCCACAGUACAUAAUCAAUAAAUUAGGAUUAAACAGGGAUCCUCUAUCAGAUUUCACUCAUGAAGAAUCUUUAGGCGAUCAUCCUGAACCUAGUUCCCUUGAAUACAGUUUGGCUGCAGAGACAGCUGUUCAAAUCAGUAAUAAGGCCAGACCUCCUUCUGAAGAAGAUUUUGAAAUGAUAAAACUAAUCAGUAAUGGAGCUUAUGGAGCUGUAUACUUAGUGCGUCACAAAGCAAGUAGACAGAGGUUUGCCAUGAAGAAAAUAAACAAACAGAAUCUGAUACUUAGAAACCAGAGAGAACAAGUUUAUGCAGAAAGAGAUAUUAUGAGUUUUACAAACAAUCCAUUUGUGGUUGGCAUGUUCUGUAGUUUUGAAACAAAAAAAUACUUGUGCAUGGUUAUGGAGUACGUAGAAGGUGGUGACUGUGCUACACUGUUGAAAAACAUGGGCCCAUUGCCUGUUGACAUGGCGAGAUUUUACUUUGCUGAAACUGUAUUGGCUGUAGAAUACUUGCAUAGUUAUGGGAUUGUUCAUCGAGACUUAAAACCUGACAACCUCCUUAUUACAGCCAUGGGACACAUUAAGUUGACAGACUUUGGGUUAUCAAAAAUUGGCCUAAUGAACUUGGCCACUAAUAUGUAUGAAGGAUACUUGGAUCGGGAAACUAAACAAUUUAAUGAUAAACAAGUCUUUGGAACUCCUGAAUACAUAGCACCUGAAGUUGUUUUACUACAGGGUUAUGGUAAACCUGUUGACUGGUGGUCCAUGGGAAUUAUUUUGUAUGAAUUUCUUAUUGGCUGUGUUCCUUUCUUUGGAGAAACCCCUGAAGAACUUUUUGCCCAUGUUAUUAAUGAUGAAAUUGAGUGGCCUAAUGAAAAUGACUGGCCUGUGCCUGAUGAUGCAAAGGAGUUAAUUACUCUUUUGUUGAGGCCAAAUCCAUUUGAUCGGCUAGGAACUGGUGGUGCUCAUGAAGUGAAAGAUCAUGCUUUCUUUGCAUCUCUUAAUUGGGAAUCUCUGCUGCGUAAGAAAGCAGAAUUUAUCCCACAACUGGAAGAUGAAGAAGAUACGAGUUACUUUGAUACGAGAUCUGAUCGAUACAGUCAUGAAGUUGAAGACUCUGAAGAAUUGGAAGAUACUGAUGACAGUUCUUUCUUCAGAAAUUUUUCAUCUUGUUCUCCUCGUUAUUGUAAGGUAUAUUCUCGAGUAGAGAAGGAGUUAAAAGAAGAGAGUUUCACUAAACACUUGAGAGAAGAAUCAACUCUUCGUUCAUCGGGCAGUUUUAACCUGUGCCAGUCGGAUCAGUCUGACAGCUCUAGUUCACAAGGGAGUAGUCUGUGCAAAACUCCUGAAAGUGGGAAAAAAUCAGUUUCAAAUCCAGACUCAACUCUUCAACCAGAAGCUCAGAGUACUCCGGAUUCCUCUCAAACUGAGUCAGAAGAAGUGUCACCUAAGGUUCAGAGACGUCGACGACCAAGUGUAAAAGAGUUGCUGCCACGUUUCUCAAUCAGUAUGGAAGACAACAGACCUUCUGUAGUGGCCAUACCUCCAGAUUACAAGGAACUGUCACCUGUCAGUGAAGGCACUGCUCAAAGAGUGCAAAGCAGAGCUGUUAAGUCCAGGAAAGAGAUUUCUCCUGUACCACUUUCGGCUAGAAUACCAAUACCCUCGGCCCCAAUGUCUUCUAAUGGGUAUCAACAGAAAUCUCGCUCGGUCAUCAAAUCAGCAUCUGCUUCUGGAUUGUCGUUGAUCAUCCCAGCUGAUGAUAUAGGUGGCUCUCCCGGUGAAUCCAGUACCAGUUCUCGAGACACGUCACCUAGUAGGGACACAAGCCCUCUUACCAAUCAGCUCAAACCUCCUAUAAUUGUCAGGCGAGGGCCACGUGGAUUUGGUUUUACAGCUAGAGCAAUUAGAGUAUAUUUCGGUGACACUGACGUUUACACUGUUCAGCAUCUCGUAUCGGCUGUUGACAAUAACAGUCCUGCAUUUGAGGCGGGACUUCGACCUGGAGACCUGAUAACCCACCUUAAUGGAGAAGCUGUUCAAGGACUACUUCAUCAUCAGGUUCUUCAUCUUAUUUUGUCUGGUGGUGAUAGUCUUCAUGUUCGAACUACCCCUUUAGAAAACACCACCAUUAAAAGUGGAGGCAGGAAACGACAUCCAUCUUCUAUCAAAAUGAUAACGAGACCAACGACUCGAAGACGUACAGGCCAAGUAAAGAAGGAAAACCAGUCUGAAAAGAAAAGAAGAACCUCACUUCUUCGUCGUCUAAGCAGUAAAAAAGCAAGUGCUGAUUUCCAUCAAAUAACAACUGUUUCUCCUACAAUGGCUGCUCAGAACUGGAGUGUUCAAUCUGUCCAUCAAGGUUCUGUAAUAGUGGCUGAAAAUCCACCAGCAUCUUCAACUUGUAAAGUAAAUCGAUCGUCGACAACUAAUCGUCUCUCUUCGGGUUUUGACAUCUUUCGGUCGGUUGCUAUUAAUUCUUCAGAAAGUACUUCUCCAAGCUCAAGUGUUCCAAAUUCUCCAGCAAGUUCUGCUCAUUUUCCCCGUCCUAGUUCUCUACAUGGCCUGAAGCACAAGUUGGCUCAGACUUGUCGUUCACCUCGGCGAAAAUCUGUGGGUCAUAUUCCUUUAUCUCCUCUUGCUCGAACCCCUUCACCAUCUCCUCUUCCUUCUACUUCACCUACUCGUUCACCUUCUCCACUAGCUUUUCCUCUGGCUCAUCAGGCUGGAAGCUCACAGACCACUCAGAGUUUUGUAGUACAAAAAGGACCCUCGAUGAUUACUCUUACACCCUCCAUUUCUAGCAGGAAACCAGUGAUAAGACCUAAAAGUGCAGAACCUGGAUCUCCCUUACUGAGACGAGCCCUUUCACCAGAUCGCUUGCAUCCAAAAUCUGCAGAAGGAAAGAUAAGGCAGGAGUCAGUUUCUGGACAGACUUCUCCAUUAGCUCUUUCAUUUUCUCAUCACAAUAAGUCUCAGUAUUUUUCAUCUUCUCCUCCUGUUACAUCUCAGAUACGUAAACUUGCACUAACAAAUUCCACACCAAAGAGUGAUCUGCCAAAAAUUGUAAGACCUCAGCCUUUUUUGCCUAAUAUUGAAGACUUUUGUAGAUCCCAUGGUUCAAUCCUAGAUAAAGUAAGAAAACCUUUCAAUUCAGAUAGCUUCUUCCAGUAUGCUCUAGCUCUAAAAGCUGAAACUGGUGCUAUGUUUGAUUCGGAAGCAAAGGAAAAAGAUAAAGCCAACAAUUCAGAAGUAUGCCAUACAUGUGCAACAGUCAUGAAAGAAGUACAUAAAAUUGAAACAUCACAGGAUGAAUCUCACUUGAAAGAUAAACAAAAUACUCAUGACCAAACUGACGAGGAACAUUCCAGUUUGCAGAAAAUUACUACAAGUGAGAAAACAGCUGAAACAAGUCAGCCCCACAAUCCUGAAGGAUAUGACCACCAUGCCCCACAAUCCUUUCUGGAGUCUGAAGUCAACACUUUGAAGGUAAUUGAUGAAAAUCUUGUUUCAGAACAACUGUCUUUUCACCCUGACUCUCUUUCCUCAAUGAACACUUUGUCUUCCGACGAUAAGGAGUUUCAUGAAUAGAUGAUGCUUUACUUCAGCACUUAUUAAAUAAAGCAAGCUUAAGAUAUUCACUGAUUUGUAGUAAUAUUAUAUAUGUCUGAGUGGUUGUGCCACCUGUCUAGAAAAGUUUAGAAAUGUACUUUGUGUAAGUGUUAAUGAUGGCUCUAAAAGUCCGGUUUGUGAUAAGUACUCUUAUCAAAGUUGUAUCUAACCUUCAAGUCAAUGUUAAUGUACAGUUAAGGCUGAAGCUUUAUAGUUUUUUAUGGUGCAAAGAUGUUAAUCACCUUGUACACCUUUCUGAGAUUUAUAAAAAGUUGUAUUUAUGAGAUUUAUUAUAUUAUUUUCAUAGACAUAUGUACAGGUAGUGAGUAUAUAAUCUCAGUAAAUUUCAACUUUUUUAUAUCCAAAAUAUUUAAAAGUUCUGUUUGUAUUUCUUUGUUUUGGGGAUUUUCGUAAUAUAGGUUGUGACUUUUUUGUCUUAAAAUUAGUCAUAGAAUGUGCUCUUUUUUUUAUGUUCUGAAAUAUUCAAAGUGUUCAGUUUCAGGUACUCUCAUGAUUAUUAUUUUUUAAUAGAAAAUAUUAUCCCAGCUGUCUGUUUAUUAAUAUUAUUGGCACUGUCAUUGUGUUGUGGUGGUGUGUGUUAUUCUAAUACCAGUUGAAUGUUUUAAUUAUAACAGCUGAUAUGUUAACACCUUUCAAGUCUGAAAUCCAGUUUAUUCUACAAGAUAAGUCAUUAGAGAUUGUAGUAACUGUCAUUUAGGUAAUAUAAACCACUUGUUUAAAGUUUCAAGAUAAUGUGUAGCCUGGUUGUAGAUACUCUUGUAUGCAUUUGUUACAUAUAGAUUAAAAAAAAAGACCAGGUUGAUCUAGUAUGACCAAUCUAUCUUAUGAAUACAUGUGCUCAAAAUCUUAAAACUUUUGUGAUUUAAACCAAAAGGGAAAUACAUUCUGUCCAAAUGUUGUGUUGAAUUAUUACUUACUCCAUAUCUGUUUUUGGAAAUUUGUUUGUAUAGUGAAUAUUAGUACAUUAGAGAAUAGAACAAAGUGCUUAAAGUAUAUACAGUGUACCCAGCAUUUUAAUUAACUGUUAUUAGUGAACUGAAGUGUUUCUCAAGGAAGAAUUAAAGGUGAAGUUUAACCAGAUUAGAUACAUUUUUAUGGGUAUUUUAUUAGAAGAUCUCACUUGUUAAGUUCUUUCAAUAGAAAGAAAAUGGAUUAUGAAUGUAUAUUUAUUAAGAUUUGUCAUAUUAUAUUUGCUAAUCUAUUUUAUAAAGUGUUCAUGUUAAUUACAUAGGUGUAAGUAAGAAAUCUUUCGCAAACAAGACAAUAACAGACACACAGACAACUGUAAGAAUAAUUAGACUUGAUUUAUUACAGACAAAAUAUUAGUGUAAACUAGACUGGUACGUGUGUGUUGGAUGUAAGAAUAAUUAAAUUAAACUGUAUAAAAAUAUCACUAACUGGUUGUGUGUCAUAAAACUAAUUACAUUCAAUGUACAUACAGAAGCAUAUGAGUAAAGAAAAGUUAAAAAUAUACUGUUAGUAGUUUGUAGAAAGAUUUGGGACUUGAUUAUAUGCACCUCCUAUAAAAUUUAAUUAGCUGCUUUGAAACUGGUUACAUCAACCGGCGGUUCUUAUGGUCUUUAUAUCUACCUAGUUAUAUAUAGUACAUUUUGUGUAAAAAUACUUGCAUAUAAAAGAUUUUUGGCCAUUUUAUUAUGAUUCUACAAAAUUUAACAAGGUUAUCUUUUGCAGUUGAAGAGAUUGGAAAAAGAAACUGAAAUGUUUUUUUUUUUUUUGUUUAAAAUACAAAUAAUUAUCUUAGCUUUACUGUAUAUAUAUAUAUAUUGUCAAUGUAACAGAAGUAAUAAAAUUACUUAAUACGUAAUUUUACAUUAUAUAACAGUGAACAGUAUGUUAAGGCACUCUGAUUUUAUACUGAAUGCAUAAAAAUAAGGAACAAGUAUUAUUAAUAAUAGAUGUAUGCGAUGUUUUUGUGGUACAGUUUCAUUAUAGACCUGCUACUGGAAAUACAAGAAAUUGUUUUUCUCUGUCUUCUGUCAUUUAUUUAAGUUCACAAGAAACACUUUGACAAGCCAAGCAUUUAAAUUUUUUUUUAUCCUUGCAAUUCAAGACUCCUGAAAAUCUUUCUUACCCCUAAAAAUGGACCCCUUGUAUUGGCAUGGAAUUGUUCUUAAGAACAUGAAAUAAAGAUCUGAAUAGUCAAUUCGGUAAAAGGAACCAGAAUCGUUUUCAGUAUACUUUCAAAGUUUUUCUAGUGUGAUCAUAAUUUGAGUCUAUUAUGCUCUCUGUAUUACAAUUGUGCUACAAAAGGAAAAAUUACAAUGUAGAGCACCACUUAUUUAGCUUAUGCUAACAUCUGAUAAAUUAUAACGUUCUGAAGUACACACUUAGUACUCUCUAGCUAGCGUAACCAAGACGUUCAAAGUUGAGUCUUUCUAUUUUCUAUAAGUCAAUCUUUUUCAGUUGUACCGAGAUACGCUAAUCUAGAAAAAAGGCUAAGUUUUAUUUCCGUAUUUGUAUUUACUUCAUUCAAAGUAGGAAGGUCAGCAAUCUCAAGAUGUUUGUAUUUAUUUCCGAUACACACACUAAACAAGUGAUGAACCAAGGAACUAAUGCUUCAUAUUCUGUCGUGUAAUAUACUACCUAAUUAGGCCUAACUGGUACUUCAUAGUACUUAUCGGAAUAAGUGUUUUGAGUACAUAGUUUGAAAUAGAACAACUGUGAAAAUGUUCAUAGUGUGAUGACAUGCUUAAACUUGUUGAUGUGUCUUUUUUUCGCACGUUGAAAGGAAAGCUUUAUUUCAUUUAAAUAAAACAAAACCUUUCACACUUGGCCAGGAAAAACGACCAUUAAGAAAAAAGUUUUAAUGCAAAGUAUUUCUAAGUUGUUGCAAGUAAUAUGCGAUUAAUUUACAAAGUUUUUUUUAAGAGUAUUGUGUCUUCAAGACCUAAAAGCUAAAAGCCAUCCUGUUUACUGGCGUUUUCUUUUACAAAGUACAUUAUCUAUUUACGGACGAGUUGUUGUAACUUGAAAUCUAAACUCCUAAACCUAAAUUGGUAAAUGUUGUGUGCAGAAACUUUCAACCACAGGGAAAAAAGCUUGACCAAAUAAUACUCGGAAAAACACCGAUUACUUAAUUAGAAAAACGAGAUUAGAGAUAACAGUAGAAAUUUUUGUUUCAUUAUAUCAAACGUCAAGAGUUUAUGUUGCUGGCACAAAGUAUUGACAAUACUAGGUGAUUUAUUUCUUUAGAUUUUGAAAUGUAAAACAGUUCGUGCGUGAUACAAAAUUUGUGUAGUAUGUUCAUACUGAGUACUGUUUUAAAGUUUCAUGCUGCUAAUAACGUUUUAAUUUAAUAUGAACUUAAAUUUGUUGCCUAACUGAAAUAAAUUCUAUAGGUUUCUCUACAAAAAUAUUAAGUUUUUGUUUUUUUAUUAUCCAUAUUUCUUUAAAUGACGUAUACAUACGCAAUUAAGUGGGACGACUUUAAACGAACUAAUCUUGAAGGACGAAAUGCAUGCAGUUUAGGCUGUUGUGACGUACCGUAAAACCCUUCUUUAAGCUAUAUAAACUUGGUGAAAUGUAUAUUGGCAAAUUUUGUGUUGUCGAUAUUUUAAUUUUGAAUGUUAAAAUGUAUAAAAUAUAAUAUUCGAUUGUUGGACAUAACUUUUAUUAUAGGAAUGUAUUGAACGAAUCUACCAUGCGGAAUUGUAAGUCUGUACAGUAAAUACUUAUACAUGUAUAAUGUGAUAAUUCGUAACCUACGUUGAUGUUAUGAAUAAAUGGUUUUUUUUUGUGUGUUUAA